This is a messenger RNA of Triticum dicoccoides, 1745 nucleotides long. RefSeq lists its product as uncharacterized. Gene Ontology annotation, molecular function: protein binding. The record is from RefSeq and is a predicted model, not a curated record. NCBI's taxonomy places the organism in Eukaryota, Viridiplantae, Streptophyta, Magnoliopsida, Poales, Poaceae. The transcript is spliced from 2 exons. Bases 91 to 1305 code for a protein of 404 amino acids.
CCAACUCCAGCAGGCAGCAGCCCUAACACACACCGCCGCCGCCGGCACCUCCUCUUCCCAUCUCGUCGAAGGUUGCCGGCCGGUCAGGAGAUGGCUUCACCUCUCACGGACCUCGCCGACCACCUCCUGGCCGAGAUCUUCCUCCGGCUGCCCGACCCGGCCGACCUCGCCCGCGCCUCCGCCGCCUGUGUCACUUUCCGCCAAAUCUCCACCGACCGCUCCUUGCUUCGCAGAUUCCGCCGCCUCCAUGCACCACCAAUCCUCGGAUUCCUCUGGGCCGGCGGCAUGUUCUAUCCCACUCUGCCGCCUCACCCCUCCGCGCCCGCCGCCCACGCGCUCAACCUCGCGGCCGACUUCUACUUCUCCUUCAUCCCCUCCCACUACCGCUGGACCGUCCAGGACAUCCGCGGCGGCCGCGUCCUCCUCGAAGGCGACAUCGAAAAAGAUGAGCGGCCCCCUGUUUUCAAAGAUCUCGCGGUGUGCGACCCCUUGCACCGUUGGUACGUCCUGCUCCCUCCGCUACCUCAUGACCUAGCCGCUUCGCUUGAGCACCCGUUCCCCAUGGUGAGCGAGGCCCGGUGCAAGGCUUUCCUCGUUCCCCUCGGCGAGGAGGAGGUGGCGGCGGGAGAGACAACAUUCAGAGUGAUCUUGAUGGCAAAUUGCAAAGCUAGUCUGGCUGCCUUCGUCUUCUCCUCAAGCACUGGGCAAUGGCAAGCCGCUGCGUCCAAGGGUUGGAGUGAUUUGGCCCUUAGCGAGGGCGACAUGGCCAAGAUGUCACAGGUCCACCCUUUUAUUCUCAGGCGCCAUUAUGCUUAUGGCUGCUUCUACUGGGACUGGAUGGAAUUCGGGAGGAAAAAAUUGCUCUUGCUGGACACCAGGAGCAGCAAGAUGGAGUUCUCCAUUGUCGACCUCCCGCCCGGAGAAUGGAGCACGGCAGGAGGAAUAGCCAUUGUGGAGGCAGGGGAAGGCAGGCUUGGGGUCUUUGGUUUCCAUGGUAAAAUUAACUGUGAUCUCAGCUAUACCGUCGCACGGAACAAAGGCAAGAGUCCUAGCCAGUGGCAGAUGGAGAAGACAAUCUCACUAGAUUCUGGGUACAGAUAUUUUAUCAGAGAUGCAACACAGAGGUACUUGCUCUUCACAAGGAUAGAAGCCUCAUCUCUAGAGAAUCCACUUGCUGGAUAUUUCUCAAUGGAUUUCAAGACGUUCCAGCUACAGAGGCUUUAUAGCGAUCCGAAAUAUUUUAUAUAUCGGACACACACAUAUAUCAACUUCCCACCAUCAUUCUUGUCUUCAAGUAGAAUAUGAAGUGAUUCAGGGGAGUUGUUAUCAGAUCAGUGUUAUAUGUUCGAAGCGACCUUGGGUUCUGAUAGUGUGGAUUCUCUUCGCAGAUUUGAACACCUACCUAGCCGACAAGUUGGCGCGUGACAAUCUGAAGGAUUUCACCUGGCUGUGGUCUUUUGUAUGUUGUUCUUAUUUCCAUGCUACCUCUAGAUUCAGUUAACAUGGUGUAACAUGAAUGAGCUGCUCCGUGACUAAGAAUGUGACAAAUGGAAUUAAGAGUUUCAGUCAAGUGACAACCGUGGUACUAUUAGAUUUAGCUGUAGUAUAUUUCCAUGUCAAUUUUUUUUCUUUCUAAUUUGCAUGGUGCUUGUAGCUUCAGUUAAUGUGGCUGCUGCUCCAUGCGUAAGAGUGAAUGUGACCAUGAAUUUGACAGUUUCAAUCAACCAACAACUAUGGUAGAGCUA